This is a messenger RNA of Alnus glutinosa, 790 nucleotides long. RefSeq lists its product as uncharacterized. Lineage: Eukaryota; Viridiplantae; Streptophyta; Magnoliopsida; Fagales; Betulaceae. The record is from RefSeq and is a predicted model, not a curated record. The coding region runs from base 124 to 597 and encodes 157 amino acids. The transcript has 5 exons.
CCCCCUCUUUUGCCGUGUCGUAAAGAAAUCGAUUAAGAGAGAGACAGAGACAGAGAAAGACUCAGAGAGAGUUCAGGGCUUCACCUAGAUUUCCUCUCUCUGUUUCUCUACGUAGAAAAGGCAAUGGCUUUCGCUUCGUUUCUUGGGAGAGUUCUCUUCGCCUCUGUUUUCAUACUCUCUGCUUACCAAGAGUUCAAUGAAUAUGGAGUAGAUGGGGGACCGGCAGCAAAGGCUCUCGGACCAAAGUUUGAUGUCUUUACAAAACGUGUUCAGUCUCAUGUUGCCAUCCAAGUGCCAGAUAUUGAAGUGAAACAUUUAGUUGCUGCAACUAUAGCACUGAAGGGCAUUGGGGGAAUCAUCUUUAUAUUUGGCAGCUCUCUUGGAGCCUAUCUUCUGCUUUUGCAUCAGCUGAUUGCUGCUCCGAUUGUAUAUGAUUUCUACAACUAUGACAGUGAGGAGAAAGAAUUUGCUCAACUUUUCAUCAAAUUUACUCAGAAUAUGGCUCUUUUUGGGGCUUUACUGUUUUUCAUAGGGAUGAAGAACUCUAUUCCGAGGAGACAAUCCAAGAAGAAGGUUCCUAAAACUAAAACUGUCUAGAAAGAACGCGUCGGUGGAGAAGACAUUACUGAUCACUAAGCUGGAGCCUAUUUGGUUCCUGGUUUGUUUUUGAAACUCAUUAUCUCAAUCUGCCAGGAUUCAGUUUCAUUGUGUAUGGUUUAGGACCCACAUUUUGUUUUGAACUCGUAGUGCACUGUUACCCUUUUAAUUCAAUGGGCUAUAUUGUUUCUUA